AUGGCUGAGUUUGAAAUGACUGACCUGGGACUCUUGCAUUAUUUUCUUGGCAUUGAAGUGGUGCAAUCUGCAACAGGUAUUUUCAUUAUGCAAAAGAAAUAUGCUGUGGAGAUUUUAGACAGAUUUGAGAUGAAGACUUGCAAUUCAGUUGGAACACCAAUUGAACCAGGAUUGAAGCUGACUAAGGAUCCUAAGGGUAAAAAGGUUGACAUCACUUUGUUUAAACAGAUUGUUGGAAGCUUGAUGUAUCUUACAGCAACAAGGACAUAUAUUAUGUAUGCAGUAAGUCUUAUUAGCAGGUAUAUGGAGCAUCCAACUGAGCAUCAUCUUUCUGCUGCAAAAAGAGUGUUACGCUACUUGAAAGGUACAAUUGAUUUUGGUAUCUUUUAUAAGAAGGGAGAAAUGUCAGAACUUGUUGGGUUUACUGAUAGUGACUAUGCUGGAGAUUUGGAUGACCGAAGAAGCACUUCUGGCUAUGUGUUCAUGUUGAGUGAUGGGGCUGUUUCAUGGUCUUCAAAGAAGCAACAGAUAGUGACUUUGUCAAGUACUGAAGCUGAAUUUGUUGCUGCAGCAGGUUGUGCUUGCCAAGCUAUAUGCUAUUUGGCUGCAAAGGUUGAUUAUCAAGAUGGUAUUGUUGAUAUGACUUUUUGUAGUAGUGAAGUCCAACUUGCAGACAUUUUUACAAAGCCACUUAAGCCUGUUGUCUAUGUGAAGCUACGAGAGUUACUUGGAGUAUGCUCAAGGAAGGAUGUUGAUUUUGAUGGAAAAGAACUCAGCUGCUGGAGUUUUCUGUGCUAUAAACUGAUGUCUUAG
Messenger RNA from Rosa chinensis, 813 nucleotides. RefSeq lists its product as uncharacterized. Bases 1 to 813 code for a protein of 270 amino acids. NCBI's taxonomy places the organism in Eukaryota, Viridiplantae, Streptophyta, Magnoliopsida, Rosales, Rosaceae. The record is from RefSeq and is a predicted model, not a curated record. The transcript is spliced from 2 exons.